Cuscuta campestris is the source of this 1374-nucleotide messenger RNA. Lineage: Eukaryota; Viridiplantae; Streptophyta; Magnoliopsida; Solanales; Convolvulaceae. The record is from the annotation of a GenBank genome assembly.
AGGAAGGGUACAUCUGAAAAUACUGAGUAGUCUCUUUUUCUUUCUUGUUCUUAAUUAUGGCUUCAACUGUGUUGCUCCUCCUGUUCGCGGCGGCGGCGGCGGCGGCCUUUACUUCUGUUGCAGCGGUUGAUGAUCAUCAGUCCCCUGACAGCCCUGCCAUGUAUAAGCUGAAGGCCAGUCUUGAGUUCCCGCCGGGGUCGCAAUUCCUGAUUAAUUGGAAUAACGUUAACGACACGUGCAAGUGGGCAGGAGUGCGGUGCGACGGCGCCGGCCGGGUUUGGCAGAUCGUAAUCGAAAACUACGGUCUCAAAGGUACCUUCCCGGAGGCCGUUCUCCGAGAACUCCCCUGCCUCAGUGAGUUCUACGCCGGCCGCAACAAUUUCACCUCUUUCCCGCCGGAUCUCUUUCGUAAUUUGUCUAAUUUGGAAACACUUUCUCUAGACUACAAUAUUUUUCUCAAGUCGUGGCAGAUCCCGGAGACUCUCACGGCGGCUCGGAAGCUCAAGUUUUUCUCCGCCGCCGGUUGCAACAUCAACGGCCGCUUCCCGGAAUUUCUCACCGGCGAUAACUUCCCUGCCUUGCAACAUCUUCAUCUGUCGUACAAUUCUUUGUCCGGGCAUCUCCCUUCCCAGCUGCCGACCACUCUGCGGACUCUGUGGUUGAACCACCAAGACGGAAAAGACCCGUUGUCCGGCGGCAUCUCUGUGCUGCAGGGGAUGAAGCGGCUAUCGCAGGCCUGGCUGCACGUGAACACAUUUUCCGGCGAAAUACCCGACCUGUCAGGCCUGACAUCCUUGCAAGAUUUCCUCGUGGGGUAUAACUGUCUUACCGGUACGGUGCCGGAAACAAUGGCGAGCAUCCCUUCGCUGCAAAAUGUAAAUCUGGCGCAUAACCAUCUGACCGGAACUAUUCCUCGGAACAUCAAUCGUCUGACGGGUCUUCUCACACUGGACCUUUCUUAUAAUCAGCUUUCAGGUUGUGUCCCUACAGGAUUUCUCCAUAAUGUGACUGUUAUAACAGACGGAAAUGUUGAUAUAAAUGGAAAAUGCCCGCCGCCGUGAGGACGACGACGACGUUUAUGUCCUGCCCAGUCGAAGCUCUGUUUCUAAAUGACUCUAAUAUUUUGAUUAUAAAUAUCAAUAUUGAUUGAUAUAUAUUAUACUCGUCUCAGUAUAUUCCAAUAGUCUGACAUUUUUCAAGUUAAAUUAGAUAAACUUGAAUCUCUAUUAAAUAAAAAUGGUAAUAUAUUUCAGUUUGGAGUUUAAAAAUUAUUUCAAUCAGUUUAUUUUGUUUCGAAAGAUUAACAUUUUAAUUUAUAGGAUCAGUAUGCAACACAAAUUAAGAGAAAUUGAUGAUUAAAGUUUAUCCAAUUUA